Messenger RNA from Talpa occidentalis (Iberian mole), 1349 nucleotides. It is a transcript of the gene THAP5, whose product is annotated as THAP domain containing 5. The record is from RefSeq and is a predicted model, not a curated record. Bases 62 to 1249 code for a protein of 395 amino acids. The transcript has 3 exons. NCBI's taxonomy places the organism in Eukaryota, Metazoa, Chordata, Mammalia, Eulipotyphla, Talpidae. Gene Ontology annotation, cellular component: nucleus.
GCCCCUAGCCCGCCGGGGUCGCCCCUAGCCCGCCGGGCUGUCCCGGCGCCGCGCCGCAGCGAUGCCCCGCUAUUGCGCAGCGAUUUGCUGUAAGAACCGCCGGGGGCGAAACAGUAAAGACCGGAAGCUGAGUUUUUACCCGUUUCCUCUACAUGACAAAGAAAGACUUGAAAAAUGGUUAAAGAACAUGAAACGAGAUUCAUGGGUUCCCAGUAAAUACCAAUUCCUGUGUAGUGACCAUUUUACUCCUGAUUCUCUUGACAUCAGAUGGGGUAUUCGAUAUUUGAAACAUACUGCAAUUCCAACAAUAUUUUCUUUACCUGAAGACAAUCAGGAAAAAGACCCUUCCAAAAAAAAAUCUCCAAGGAAAAAAUUAGAAGAUGAAAAACAAGUGUGCAUAAAAGCCAAGUCAGAAGAAUUAUUUGUAUCAAAUGAGCCAAAGAAAAAUACAGUUAUCACAGAUGUCCUCCCUGAACAUGCAGAAUUACUUAAUUCAUCUUUCUUGGUGAAGCCAUCAGCUCCAAAAACAGGAGGUAUACAAAAUAGCAUUUUAACUCUUAAUCCAGUUAAACAUGAUACCAGAAAACCAGAAUCAACCUUGGAAACAUCAGUUAACCAAAGCAUAUGUAAAAGUGAUUUUCACACAUCUCUUGAGAUUCCAAAAUCUACAACUGUUACUUUGACAACUUCAAAUUCAGAAGGUACUCAACAGUCUUUGGAAACCCAUGAAGUGCUUGAAAUAACUACCAAUCAUCAUGCUCAUCCAAACUUUAUAAAUAAUUCCAUGGAAAUUAAGUCAGCACAGGAAAACCCAUACUUAUUCAGCACAAUUGCUCAAACAGUUGAAGAAAUAAACACAAAUAAAGAAUCUGUUAUUGCCAUUUUUGUACCCGCAGAAAAUUCCAAACCUACAGUUAAUUCGUUCCUACCUGCUCAAAAAGAAACUGUGGAAAUGGAAGAUACAGACAAUGAAGACUCCUCGUACAAGGAUAUGGACUACGAGACAGAAGUUUUACAAAUUGAACAUUCUUACUGCAGACAAGACAUUAAUAAGGAACAUCUUUGGCAGAAAGUCUCUAAAUUACAUUCAAAGGUAACUCUUCUUGAGCUACAAGAGCAACAAACUCUAGGAAGGCUGAAGUCUUUAGAAGCUCUAAUAAGGCAGCUAAAACAGGAAAACUGGCUAUCUGAAGAGAAUGUCAAGAUUGUAGAAAAUCACUUCACAACAUAUGAAGUUACUAUGAUAUAAUAAAAUUUUAAAUCUAUGACUUUAUGUAAGCUUUUUGCAGCAAAACCAAAUUAUGUGUAAUGUGAACUUUUUCCUGUAUAAAGUGUUCAUCUUAGUGAAA